Molecule: messenger RNA, 1378 nt
Organism: Cladocopium goreaui
Lineage: Eukaryota; Dinophyceae; Suessiales; Symbiodiniaceae
Source: the annotation of a GenBank genome assembly
AACGCGGCUGACCAUACAACUCGGAGAAAACAGGAUACAUUUCCAGCAUGGGGCGCAAAAAAGUGCUUGGGGCAAAUGAGGCACCGGAAGUAGCGGAGUCCACCCCGUUCUGCUACUACUGCGAUAGAGAGUUCGAUGACGUCAAGACUUUGGUCCAUCACCAACGCACCAAACAUUUCUGUUGUGGCGAGUGCGGACGAACGUUUGGCUCGGUGACCAGCCUGCGCGUGCACAUGUUGAAUUCCUACAAGAAAAGUUUGAAGGAGGUUCCGCAUGCCAUGUCAGGGCGAGAAAAUCCUGACGUUGUUGUGCAUGGCAUGGACGGCCUUCCACAAGACAUCUUGGAAGAAAGGAUACAAAAGUCCAAAGCUGAUGCGGAUGACAAGCGGGAGGAGGAGAAGGAGCGGUCCAAAGGCGCUCCCAAAGUCGAUCCCUCUAGCCCGGCUUCAAAGUCCCUUCCGCCAACAGCGAUGCCAAGCACCAGCCCAGAGCCUCAAUCUGGACAAAAGCAGGCUGCCUCGCCAGAGACAGGAAACAGGGCGGAUCUUCCUCUCGAACCUCCAACACCAAGCCAAAAGCUGGAGGAGAAUGUUGACGCAGCUGUAACCAGUCUUCCUCCAGCUUUGAAGCUUUUAGUCCCGGAGUUGCUGGAAGAGACGCCGCAGUGUGAAGGCUUACCUGAUGCCCUCGCAUCUUUGCAUUCAAUAGCUGUGCAGGCGUUAGCUUCCUUUGGCUUGCUGCAGCCUGGUAGCUAUGGAGCCAACAAGAUGGACGCUGCGUUGCAAGCUGCUGUUGCUGCAGUGAAGCAGCCAACAAAGCCAAGCCAAGCGCAGCCAGCGAUGCUGGAUGUGCCAAGCGCUGCUCUAGGUCCAACUGUGUCGUUGCCCGUGGGUUUUGCACCCGUGGCAGCCCAACCGACAACCCAGCCACUCCGUCCACUAGGUCCGGCACCGAUGGGCUGCUUUCCUGCACAGUUCCCCCCGAUGCAAGGUGGGCCAAUGGCAAUGUCCCUUGGACCUGGCAGACCUCCUUCAGCUGUGCCGAAUACCACUGGCCAAGCACGUCCACCAGGCUAUGUGCCAGGCCCCCAAACGAUGGCAUGUGGUUGCGCAGCGCAGCCCAUGCAGCUUCCCUUCGGUGUUCAGGCCAUGGGCAUGGGCAUGCCAGCUGUGGGAGGGAGGCAGAUAGGAGGCGCGCCGACCAUGCCACUGGGUGGAAUCGCACUGCCAACACAGCUGCCUAAUUCUGGCAUCGCUGGAAUGGAGCCAGCUGAAAAGCGGGCAAAAAUGGAUGUUGCAUAAGGGCAAUUGCCUCAAGAUGCUCCGAGCCUGACGAGAACUCUUCGGGCUUCAGAAAGAUAGGGAAAGCCUGCAAAAGA